Messenger RNA from Knipowitschia caucasica, 2046 nucleotides. The record is from the annotation of a GenBank genome assembly. Lineage: Eukaryota; Metazoa; Chordata; Actinopteri; Gobiiformes; Gobiidae.
AUGGGGGGAAAAGACCAGCCACAGUGUUAUUUUGAUGUUGAACUCAACCGGGAGCCAGUGGGGCGCAUUGUUUUUCAACUCUUCUCUGAUGUAUGUCCUAAAACAAGUCAAAACUUUCUCUGGUUGUGCACUGGUGAAAAAGGCACUGGCAAAACAACAGGGAAAAAGCUUUGCUAUAAAGGCUCUACAUUUCAUCGAGUUGUUAAGAACUUUAUGAUUCAGGGAGGUGACUUCACCGAUGGGAACGGCAAGGGAGGGGAAUCAAUUUAUGGUGGCUACUUUGAAGAUGAGAACUUCACUCUGAAACACGACAAGGCCUACCUGCUUUCCAUGGCCAAUCGUGGAAAAGACACCAACGGCUCCCAGUUCUUUAUAAUCUCUAGCAUCCUGCUUCUCAAAGCACCCCACCUGGAUGGAGUCCAUGUGGUUUUUGGAUCGAUCAUAUCUGGAUUCGAAGUGAUAAAAAAGAUUGAAGGCCUAAAGACAGACUCAGCCAGCAGGCCCUAUGCUGACGUCAGGGUGGUGGACUGCGGACAGCUCAUCACGAAGUCUGCUAAUGACGUCCUUGAAAACAUGGAGAAAGAAGAAUCCAUCUAUACUGAUUCAUUACACGUUCCGGACCCUCCACACACUCCAUCACUGGAAUCAAAAAGCGAAAAUGAUAAUAAUGCAAAUAAUCAAUCCAAGCUUAAAAAAGUGGUUAAAAGUAGACAAGUCAAAAAACGACGAAACAAUCUCAAGAAGGACCAUGUGAAGAAGCAGUCAAUGCAAAGCACGCAGCAGGAGGAGAUUGAAUCAGAAGAGGAAAAAGAGCUUUUUUCGAAAAGAGAAAAACUUGUAUUGCGACCUGAAGAUAUACCCCAGGUCCCAGAGAACCGCUUUCUUCUUCGGCGAGACAUGCCACCUAAAAAAUCAAAACCCAAGAUACCUGAAAAGAGUGAAGAUACAGUUUCAUCUGAACAAAAGCCUUCAGUGUCGAAAUCAGGAAGAAAAAUAAAAGGCAGAGGAACAAUGCGAUACCACACUCCUACUCGAUCAAAAUCCCGGUCUGUCUCUGUUGAGGAACGAGGAAGUAGUGAAACCCCUCCACACUGGAAAGAGGAGAUGAACAGAACUACAGUUUAUCAGCCUCCCAGCACAGAGAGAUGGAGCAAAGGAGACAAGCUUGAUGAACAUAUUGCCAGCAGAUGGGAUGACAGAAGCAACUCUGCAUGUGAAAGUCCUCCGCCUUCACGCUGGAAACCUGGACAGAAGCCAUGGAAGCCGUCCUAUGUCCACAUCGAUGAAAUCAAAGCCAAAGUAUCUCGUAAAGCUGUAUCAUCCUCCGGGCAAACUGAUGAUGCAAAAAAGGCUCCCAGCGCUACUGCACCGAGGGAACCGUCCCCAAACUCUGGAGAAAGUCGCAAAGGUUCUGAGAAAGAAGAAGGCGAAGCGAGUUCAGAGUCUGAGGAUGAACUACUCAAAAGGACAUCAGAGGCGGUGAAUGCUCUUGAGCGUAAAGUGGCAGCAAUGGCAUCUCCGGGGUCAAACGCAGUACGUAAAACUGUGCGGAUGAAUCAAAGGCCAAGAAACCAGGAGAGCUCGAGUGAGGAAAACUCCCCCGUGAUAAUGAGAAACAGUAACGCAUCACGUUCCUCAAAGAAGAGCAGAAAGUCCCGGUCUGGGUCCAGACACCGGUCCAGAUCCAGGGGGUGGUCCCACUCCUCCAGCCGCUCGCGGAGCAGGUCUUGCAGCUCCAAUUACUCCUCCAGAAGCCACAGCAGAAGUAGACACCGAAGAGGAAGGUCACGCUCCCGCAGCAGCACGUAUCGUGGUUACAGGAGUCGUUCGUACAGUCACUCCAGAAGUCGCUCUCGCACUCACCGGGGCAGAUCCAGGUCCAACUCCUACGACAGCUACUCCAGUAGAAGUCGCAGCGUGAGUCGGAGGCGAAAGCGACGCAGAAGUGACAGCUACAGGAGCUCCGGCCGUUCAAGGUCGUACCGUUCUUCCAGCCGCAGCUCCUCCAGGAGGCGCAGUCACAGCCGCAGCAGCCGCUACAGCUGA